GCAGCCUCACUCCUCCGUUGGUCAAUCUGUGACGUGGAUUUUCAUUGAGGCAGUCCGAGCUGCCAGAAACACACAAACUGCAGCGUUUCACCGCUUUUCUCUGCUUUUUCCCACCGCGUUUGAAAAUCGGACUCGUCGCCUUCAGCGGUUUUUCUUCUCAGCUUCCUGCGGAGACUUCAAGAUGAGUAAAAACAGCAAAGUGUUGAAUCUGAAGGAUAAAGUGAGCGGAAAUGAGGCGGACCUGAGCCUGAGUAACCUCACCGAGGUGCCCGUCAGAGAGCUGGCUAUGUUCCCUAAAGCUACAGUUUUGGACCUGUCUUGUAACAACAUCACCUCCCUUCCUCCAGAGUUCUGCAGCCUGACUCACCUGGUGAAGGUGGAUCUGAGUAAAAACCAGCUGACCUGCCUCCCAGACGACCUGGGGAACCUGGUCAACCUCCAACAUCUGGAUCUGUACAACAACAAGCUGACCGUCCUGCCCGCCAGCUUCUCUCACCUCCGGAAUCUGAAGUGGCUGGAUCUGAAGGACAACCCCCUGGAGCCCGGCCUGGCCAAGGCGGCGGGAGACUGUCUGGAUGAGAAGCAGUGUAAACAGUGCGCCGCUAAGGUGCUGCAGCACACCAGAGCCCUGCAGGAGGAGGUCGAUCGGGCCCGAGAGAAACGUCUGCUCAGAGAGAAAGAGCUGGAGAGGAAGCGGGAGGUGAAGCAGCGGGAGCGGGAGGCCCGGGAGAAGGAGGCUCGCAAACGGGAGAAGGCCGAGGAGAAGGAGAGGAGGAGGAAGGAGUACAACGCCCAGAUGGCCGCCCUGGCCGCCCAGGAGCAGCAGAAGAAGAAGCGCGAGGAGAAGAAGAGGAAGAACGGCCAGGCGGCAGCAGAGAAGAAGGCGGCGGUGGAAUCGGCGCCCAAACCGCGCCGCUCCGUCUGCGGCCUCCUCUUCAGGCUCCUCCUCCUCCUGCUGCUGCUGCUGGCCGCCGCCGCCGCCGCCUGCCGGCUGACCGACCUGCGGCGGGAGGCCGUCUGCGUCGCCGUGGACGACGGCCUCUCCUGGGUCCGAGUUCAGCAGGGCGAGGUCGGCCGGCUGCUGCUGAAGCUGUCGGCCGCCGCCGGAGAGCUGCUGGACGCCGCCAAGACGACGGAGAACGCCAACGUCUGACGUUCUCCUCGGAGUCCCGGGAUUUUUACAGAAAGUCUGCUGAGAUCCUGAAUUUCUCGGAAGCGCGGGACGGCUGCACGGAGGAGCUGGAAUCAUUAAAUUCCUAUGGAAUUGUUGUCGCUCUUUGUACUCGGCCUGUUUUUUAAGACGUGGUCCUCCGAGCUGCAGCCGCUGCUUCUGCCCCUCGAGCUCGUUGCAUCGAUUCAGUCUCCUAAUUCUUACAAGCGGACGAUGAUUUGAGCGAAUUGAUCACUACAACAUGUAAUUACUGCCGGUUUGGAGACGGCGCAAAAUCGCCAGGAUGCCAAAGACGCACGAGAUCGAUUAAAAACAGGACUCAGUCAGAGAGUUUAUUAUUGAGAUAUUUCAGUGAUCUUGAUUGUUUCCUGUUAUUUUAAUGCUCUUGCUCACCUGUCCGUCAGCAGUGGGAUUCAAACCAUCAACUUCUGGUUAGAAGUUCGUCCGUCUCUCAACUAACUCUCUGAAGUGACAUCUUUGAAUUUGAGACUAAAUAAAUCUAAGUAUUGAGGUGAAAUCCAACAUUUUCAUGGGUACACUUUGAAAUUUGCACGUUUCAGUUUUAGAAUCUUCAGUCAGAAUCUCUGUACGAUUUGAAUCGACCUGAAAAAUCCCACGUUUUGACCGUAAAGCCGAAGUUUUUUCAAAGCACUCUGCUGCGUUUCACACUUUCAGAUGCAUUUUUCCUGUUUAAGUAAAUUUCAUUAAGUUUUGAUUAACAAAGGGAAAUGAUCUUCUGCGGUAAAUACAGAUCGGCCUUCCAUCAAACGGUGAAAAUGUUCCUUCUUUCAGGAAGUCAUUGGUUGUGGAGGGUUUGUGGAGUUUAACGACACUGAAACAGGAUUAAUCAAAGCUUUAAUGAUUGGGCCCCAGCACACUUGACUCAUCUGCAGAUUAUUUUAACAGGAAAUCGUCCUUUGCUGCUCUGUUUUUGUUUUUUAUCUCUCUGCUGGAACAUCGUCGGCGUCAUUAAACAUCUCUGCACUGCA
This is a messenger RNA of Salarias fasciatus (jewelled blenny), 2160 nucleotides long. RefSeq names its product leucine rich repeat containing 59 (gene lrrc59). The record is from RefSeq and is a predicted model, not a curated record. The transcript has 8 exons. Gene Ontology annotation, molecular function: protein binding. Gene Ontology annotation, cellular component: cytoplasm. NCBI's taxonomy places the organism in Eukaryota, Metazoa, Chordata, Actinopteri, Blenniiformes, Blenniidae. Bases 182 to 1153 code for a protein of 323 amino acids.